Molecule: messenger RNA, 1482 nt
Organism: Linum trigynum
Lineage: Eukaryota; Viridiplantae; Streptophyta; Magnoliopsida; Malpighiales; Linaceae
Source: the annotation of a GenBank genome assembly
AUGGGUAAGAAAAGCGGCGGCGGUGGUGGUGGAUGGUUCUCUUCAGUCAAGAAAGUCUUCAAAUCUAACUCCAAUAAGGAUUCACCCCAGAAAAAGAAGGAGAACAAUAGUAGUGGUGGUGAGAAAUGGCAGCAGCACGAGGCCCCCGAGGUAGUCUCGUUCGAGCACUUCCCCGCGGCCGAGAGCUCCCCCGAUCAUGUCACAAACGACGACACCGGCGGCACGACGACCCCUGUCUCGGGAGACAGGAAUCACGCCAUUGCAGUCGCCGCGGCGACUGCUGCUGCAGCGGAAGCGGCCGUUGCAGCAGCUCAGGCCGCAGCCAAAGUCGUUCGACUCGCCGGAUAUGGCCGUCAGUCCAGAGAUGAUCGAGCCGCUACCCUCAUUCAAUCCCACUACAGAGGCUACCUUGCUAGGCGCGCGUUGCGGGCACUGAAGGGGCUGGUGAGGCUGCAAGCACUGGUGCGAGGCCACAACGUGAGGAAGCAGGCGCAGAUGACGAUGAGGUGCAUGCAAGCACUGGUGCGAGUUCAGGCGAGGGUCAGAGCACGGCGGAUGCAACUGACUCACGAGAAGCUGCACACGAAAGGUGUAGUACUAGAGGAGGAAGAGGACGAUGGACAUAGAAACUCAUCGUUUCAAGGUCACUUGAUGAAUUCGAGGAGUCCAUUGAAGAAGAGCUACGUGGUGGAGAGCUGGGAUAACCGGCAUCAUCAGACAUCCGGUAAGAUGAAGGAGAAUGCGGUGAGGAAACAUGAGGCUGUGGUUCAGAGGGAGAGGGCCCUUGCUUAUGCCUAUGCCUAUCAGCAGCAGCAACAACACCUACCGCAGCCCAGCCCAAACGGAAUGGACCUGGGCCUGUACAGCGAAGAGCAAGCAAAAGCCCAGUGGGGCUGGAACUGGCUAGAACGCUGGAUGUCCUCUCAGCCAUACCACGGUGGUCGGUUCGGCCCAACCGACAACUCCUACAUGACCACGACCACCACCACCACGACCGACGACCAGUCAGAGAAAACGGUGGAAAUGGACGUGGCCACUCCGACCACGGCCGCCGGCAGCGGGAUCGGCAACAUAAGCAUCGGCGUCAUGGACCCAGCAGGCAGCAGCCACGUGUACUCGGCCCGUACUAGAAGGCAGCAGGCCCCGCCCACGCCCAACAACGUCCCCAGCUACAUGGCCCCGACCCAGUCCGCUAAGGCCAAGGCCCGUUCGAACAUGGGCCCGGUGAAGCAGGUGAGCCCAUACACCCCGCAGUGGAACUCGUCGACGAAGAGAGGGUAUGUCGUCGGGUCGUCGUCGGUUUGCGACUCUUCCAGCUCCGGCGGUGGCACGGCGAUCUACCACGUGCCCAAGAGCCCGAACCCGAUGCGGUUUCACUCCCGGCGGCUGCCGGCAGGGUACAGCCCGGAUUCGAGCGGCGGCGCCGACGACUGGAAGCUGCCGGGGAUUGAUGGCCACGGGUGGAGGCAUGAUUUUGGGUGA